UGUGACGCGGCACUGUAACAAAUUCCUAUGUACAGAUCAUGUUCACACAACUUCAUAUCGCAUUCCAAACACUUUGAAUCAUCGUUAAUGAUCAACAUUGCUUGUCCUCUGCGUUCAUACUACUAGUAUGCAUAUGUUGGUUUUCAGAUGCAGUGUCAAAUGGUGUCUCACUGCGUCAAGCCUCGACGUCACCCUGCCAAGUUUGAUCCACUCUCUAUACCCCGCACCACCACGUCAAGCCCCAACCAUGGCAUGUCAGAAGCCUCUUUUCCCAAAUAUCUUCGCAGUCUCUGUACUAAUAUCAACAUCCACACUCUAUGCCGCGUCAAGGCCUACUACAGUGCCGCGUCAACCAUAGCACAUACCGCGUCAGUUGCCGCGUCACAUGCGCGUCAGUGCCGCGUCAAAC
Messenger RNA from Suillus plorans, 409 nucleotides. RefSeq lists its product as uncharacterized. The record is from RefSeq and is a predicted model, not a curated record. NCBI's taxonomy places the organism in Eukaryota, Fungi, Basidiomycota, Agaricomycetes, Boletales, Suillaceae. Bases 134 to 358 code for a protein of 74 amino acids. The transcript is spliced from 4 exons.